CUGUAGAUUUGUUCUUUUGUAAUUUGAGUAGCUUAAGAUUUUACAGAACAGUAGGUUAAGUCAUUUGGCAAUUUUAAGUUAUUUUAGAACAAUUUUGUCUUAAAAUUGAUUCCUGUGUGCCUGUCCGUUAAAUGAUGUAAUAAACCGUUCGGAUAGUGUAUAUACUAGUAACUAAAUAAAUAAAUAAACCCCAAACUGACGACCGAGCAUCUGUCCUUUUUUAAUGUGCCAGUCACGUCAACUUCGCUCAUUGUCCCAAAAAUGCUAGACGCUCUCUGAGAACGCGAAAAUCCACCCCGAACUGUUGUCCCACAAGAUACCAGGUCACUGUAAUGCAAUCUUCGACUUUUAAUGUUGCAUAUGCGUUGUUCUUGGACCUGAAAUGCUAGGAAUAUUACUUCGACGCCUAAAGGGAACCAUGUUGUUUAUUUUGUGAGGAAGUAAUAUAAGACGCAACAGUUUGGCCUUGAGAUAGCAAAGCAAAACGUCUACGCAUUUGAAAAACCUGAAAAUAAAAGACUUAUGGACCAUCAGUUGGUUUGGAGAAUAUCAUUUAUAUCUUUCCUUCAAUGAUACUCAACAAAACUCCACAGAGGAACUAGAAAGACAACGUACCUAUCUAUGUAAGUAUAGAAAUUGUAAUGCUUUUGUUUAAUCUAUGAGGUAUGAACACUCAUAAAUUGAAAAGCACUUAGGGUCAGCAGGUAGGUAAGUUCUCUUUAUUUGAGUAUGUGCAUUGAACUGCCCUGAUUUUGUUGUUGAAAUAAACUAAUAAC
This is a messenger RNA of Acanthoscelides obtectus, 776 nucleotides long. NCBI's taxonomy places the organism in Eukaryota, Metazoa, Arthropoda, Insecta, Coleoptera, Chrysomelidae. The record is from the annotation of a GenBank genome assembly.